Molecule: messenger RNA, 4182 nt
Organism: Mercenaria mercenaria
Lineage: Eukaryota; Metazoa; Mollusca; Bivalvia; Venerida; Veneridae
Product: splicing factor 3B subunit 2-like
Exons: 21
Coding region: 49-3657 (1202 amino acids)
Biological process (GO): mRNA splicing, via spliceosome
Cellular component (GO): U12-type spliceosomal complex; precatalytic spliceosome; U2-type spliceosomal complex
Source: RefSeq, a predicted model, not a curated record
UACGGGACUUCUCGGAUUUCUUCGUCGAACACGACAAUAACAACAAAUAUGGCGACCUCCGGCACGGAAAUCAGUGAUCUUCGGAAAUUAACUGUAGUUAAAUUACGAGACCGCCUUUCAAAACUAGGCUUACCCACAUCAGGUUUGAAAGCAGACCUUGUUGAGAGAUUACAUGGAUAUUAUGCAGAGCAGCAGGAAGCGGAAGAAUAUGGAGAACCGGAAGGUCAGGAAGAGAGUAUGGAUACAGGUGGACAAUUUUCACCACCUCCUCACCCUGCAGGACCUCCCUCUUUAAUGGCUAUACCCGUACAGGAACCACAACAGAAAGCUAAGCAGCAGCCACCUCCACCACCUGCACCCGCCCAUGUCACCAGAACCUCUCUUCAGAUGAGACUACAACAAAUGGCAGGACAGCCUUCAGAGGAGAGUUCAAACUCUAAGGGACCACCAGUCAGCCAGCCUCCAUCACAACCUCCCCCACUGAUGAGUCAACCUGUGCAGCCUCCACAAAUGAAUCAAACCCAAUCACAGCCUCCCCCUCUAAUGGCUCAGCAGGUUCAGCCCCCUAAGUCUCAAAUGAACCAACCCCCAUCACUAAUGUCUCAGCAAGUUCCUCCACCAAAACCGCAACAGAUGGGUCAGCCACCACAGUUGAUGCAGCAGCCACCUCCAGGUAUGGGACCACCACAUGGACAACCACAACAAAUGGGACAACCCCAGCAACAAAUGAUGAGCCCGCCUCAGCUUGGACCUCCUCCACCACAAAUGAACCAGCCUCCCCCCAUGGGCCCUCCACCUCAAAAUCUAGGUCAACAGCCUCCAAUGACACAGCCUCCACAUGCUAUGGGAGCUCCCCCACAACUUGCUCCCCCAGGAACUCAGAUGGGACAACCAGUUCAACCCCCACCACCAGGUCAGAUGCCUCCACAAGUCGGCCCACCAGCUGGACAGAUGGGACAGGCACCAGCACAGAUUGGUCAACCCCCACAACUAGUACCAUCUUCACAGAUGGGUCAACCACCACAAAUGCAGGAUGUAGAUCUGCAAGAGAAGAUAGCAAUGCAGACACGACUGAUUGAGCAGGAGCGCCAGCAACAAGAACAACAACGUCUCCGGGAGCAACAAGAACAACAACGUCUCCGGGAGCAACAAGAGCAACAGCGUCUCAGAGAGCAACAGCAGAAAGAGCGACUAGCAAUACAACAGCAGGCCUUGCUUAUGCAGCAACAGCAUCCACAGCAACAAGGCGGAGAGGAAGGUACUGACCUCAUGGAGAAGGUUAGACAACAACAGAUCAUGUUGGAGCAACAGAAACAAAAGGAAAGAAUAGAGCAGCAACAACAGGCACUACUUGAGCAACAGAAUCAGGCAAUUAAGAAACAGGAGGAAGACCGUCGUCGUAACGAGGCAGAGUUGAUACGUCAACAACAGAUCGCUCUGAUGGAGGCAAAAAGGGAGGAGCAACAGAAACGAAUACGAGAAGAGAGGAGAGGUCCACCAACAACAGCUGAAAACGAGCAACAGCGUCAGCCACCUAUAUCUGCAAAUCAGCCUUUUAAUCCAAGACCUUCCUUGCUACAUGGUCCCAGACCCCUGUUACCUACAAGUUCUACUAGUGGUAUACCACCUCUGCUACCUCCUCCUAGGGCAGCAACCACCAGUAUUCCUCCACUACUGCCGCCAUCCUCAAGCAGUGAACAGGUUCGGCCUCCUCGUCCCCCUGAGGAGAGAGUGGAGAGGGGCCCACAGGAACCAAGGGAGCUUAAAUUGCCCUCUGCCCUUGAAAAAGUCCUUGCUUUUAAAGAUGUGAGAGCACAGGAAGUUGGACUUACACCGGAGGAGUUGGAACAGUUAAAUAUGCCUGAGAAGAAACGAAUAGAUGAUGAUGAUGAUGAUGAAAUUGAGAUGGUGGAAAUGGAGGAAGAAGAUCAGAAUGAAGACAAUGAAGAAAUUAUCAGGCCUGAUCCAGCAAGAGAGUCUAAAAAUAAGAAAAAGAAGAAGAAAAAGAAGAAGGCAAAGCAGAACAGAAAACUGAAGCAGAAUGAGAAACCUGUUGAGCCUCAACAACAAAAUGAACCAGAUGUUCAAGUAGAGUAUGUACAGGAACAACUUGACUUAGACCCAACAGAUCCAAACUACUUCAUCUUCAGCAAAAUAUUUGAAACAUUCAAGAUAACAGACGAGUCAGCUAAAGAUCAACCAAAGACAGUUGAGAGUCAUCCAGAGAAACCGAGUGAACCAAAGUCAAAGAUGCAUGAUCCAGAUAAUGACGACAGUGAUGAAGAACUGGAAGAUAAACUAGACGAUGAUGCCCCUAAGUUAUCCAAGAAAAAGCUGAAGAAACUCACCCGUCUCAGUGUGGCCCAGCUCAAACAGCUUGUUACCCGGCCUGAUGUUGUUGAGAUGCAUGAUGUCACGGCCCAAGAUCCUAGAUUACUGGUCCACUUGAAAGCUACACGGAACACUGUGGCAGUACCUAGACACUGGUGCUUCAAAAGAAAAUACCUGCAGGGGAAGCGAGGUAUAGAGAAGGCCCCGUUUGAACUGCCAGAUUAUAUACAGGCUACUGGUAUUACAGAGAUGAGGGCAGCAUUGGCUGAGAAGGAAGAUCAGAAAAAUUUAAAGUCGAAGAUGCGAGAGAAAGUACGACCCAAGAUGGGAAAGAUUGAUAUAGACUAUCAGAAAUUACAUGAUGCUUUCUUCAGAUGGCAGACCAAACCUAAAAUGACCAUACAUGGAGAUUUAUAUUAUGAGGGUAAGGAGUUUGAGACAAGACUGAAGGAGAAGAAGCCUGGUAACUUAUCUGAUGAUUUAAAGACAGCUUUGGGUAUGCCUAUAGGACCACAAUCCGAGAAGGUACCUCCACCAUGGUUAAUUGCUAUGCAGAGAUAUGGUCCACCACCAUCAUAUCCAAAUCUAAAAAUACCUGGUUUAAAUGGACCCAUCCCUGAGGGGUGUUCAUUUGGUUACCAUGCUGGUGGGUGGGGUAAACCACCUGUAGACGAAAACGGUAAACCUCUUUAUGGAGAUGUAUUUGGUACAAAAAGUUCUGAUUUUGAGACGGCAGUAAAGGAUGAUGAUAUAGAUAGAUCUAAGUGGGGAGAGCUGGAGUCAGAAUCUGAGUCGGAGGAGGAGUCCGAGGAGGAAUCUGAAGAAGAGACGCCAGAAGAUAGCGGGCUUAUCACCCCUGCUGAAGGCCUAGUCACACCCAGUGGAAUAACCUCGGUUCCUGUUGGAAUGGAAACACCAGACAUGAUAGAGUUGCGUAAGAAACGUAUAGAAGAUUCCAUGGACCAAGGUGGCGAAACUCCAGCUCUUUACCAGGUCAUCCCUGAAAAGAAGACAAAUGUUGGUGGAGCUAUGAUGGGAUCAGCACAUAUAUAUGACGUAGCAGGGCUUCCAGCAGGUGCCAAGAAGCCAGGGGAGAAAGUGUCCACAGAAGGUAUUGAGGUUGCCCUCAACCCUGAGGAGCUUGACCUUGACACAGCAGCCAUGCAGGCCAAGUAUGACCAGACUUUGAGAGAACAACAGUCACAACUCGAAAAAGAAGACCUCAGUGAUAUGGUGGCUGAACAUGCAGCUAAACAAAAGAAACGGAAAAAGAAACAAGAAGAAAGCGGGAAAGCAGCAAAGAAAUACAAAGAAUUUAAGUUCUAAUGUUAUUUUUAUAUGUCUUGUGAAAAAAAAUCAGUUUUAUACACUUGAAAGACUGUUGUGGAAACAGAUGUGCAUCAUAUGAUGUUCUAUAAGAAGUUUAUAGAAGCAGGGAUGACCUCAUUGCAGUAAUUGCUGUUGACAUUAAUACAAUCAUGGUGGUCCACUUCAAGUCAGCUCCGACAUCUUGCAGAGGUCAUUAUCAUUGUGCAAUUAUUGGCUUUCCAGGAUGUGCAGUAGAAAGUUAUUUUUUUGUCAGCAAAGUGAAAAUUCCUCAUAUCCAUACUUUAUCUCUGCUAUGAACACUUGAAGUAGAUUUGAGAUGUUCAAACAACAUGGUGUGGCUCUUUAAAUAAGUGACUUAACAAUUUUCAGUAACUGAUAAUUUUAUUAAAUGUUACAAUAAAUUGAUUAUUUAACAUGAAAAUCAUGUGCUUCAUCUAUCAUGUUUUCAUUUCUCAUGUGUACCAUUAUCAUAUGACCAUGCACUGUAAACAAUGAGAACAGUAAAACUGACAAAAUGGGAAA